Molecule: messenger RNA, 303 nt
Organism: Symbiodinium sp. CCMP2592
Lineage: Eukaryota; Dinophyceae; Suessiales; Symbiodiniaceae
Source: the annotation of a GenBank genome assembly
AUGGGGCAUGCCUUGCCUUUCUUUCUGUCGGGGCAAAUCCACUUUUUGGAUAGCCACUGCAAUGACACCCUGGUCGAUGCUGUGGAGACUGCCGAGGUGGCUGAGAUCAAGCGCGCCGUGUUCCGUGCUCUUACGAGGUUGCGUGCUGCCACCAUCAAGGAAUUUGACACGAUCGCGCGUUUGGAGACCCAAUCCAUUGACGCGUACAACGAUGCUCACCACUACCGCUCCGAGAAUCCUUUGGCGCACCUUCACGAGGAUGAGGCCCCGGUGCAGACGGACAAGCUGAAGUCUUUCCACUGA